AUGAUUCAAACCAGCAGUAAUAUUCAGGAGUUUCCGAAUUUACUUCCUAAAAUUCUCAAGAAGCACGUCGAGAUGCUAAAGAUCGUCAAUACCUUCAAUGAAUCAUUCAAAUUUAUGUCACUGAUCCAACUUGUUAUGAGUACAAUGAUUUUCUUUACAAUGCUCUUCAGUAUUCAAAUGUAUGAGAAACAAUUUGAGAUGCACAUUGCAUUUUCUGCAGCUCUACUUCAGUUGAUAUUUGUGUGUGUUUUUGGAGAAAUACUUCGUUCAGAGAGUGAGGCGAUCUUUGAUAAUUUGUACCAAACCAAUUGGUACGAGCUAAGCGUGAAGGAGCAGAAGGUGAUCCUCAUGAUUAUGAUGAAUUCAACUAAUCCCAUUUCAAUCAAGGCUGGAGGAAUGUACGACAUAAAUCUAAUGACUUUGGUUCAGCAAUAUCAGGGCUUUACGGGGUGCCAGACUAGUGGAACAAUGGCUCUUAAAUCGCAUUAUACUGCAUCAUAA
Lutzomyia longipalpis is the source of this 501-nucleotide messenger RNA. Its product is annotated as odorant receptor 33a-like. The transcript is spliced from 2 exons. The record is from RefSeq and is a predicted model, not a curated record. NCBI's taxonomy places the organism in Eukaryota, Metazoa, Arthropoda, Insecta, Diptera, Psychodidae. Gene Ontology annotation, biological process: detection of chemical stimulus involved in sensory perception of smell; sensory perception of smell. Gene Ontology annotation, cellular component: plasma membrane. Gene Ontology annotation, molecular function: odorant binding; olfactory receptor activity. The coding region runs from base 1 to 501 and encodes 166 amino acids.